UUUGAGAAAAGCAAUGCAGAGGAGACUGUGCUCGCCGCAAAUCGCAAAGACGGGGUUCUGACCUGCUCUCCCGUGCUAUACCUUUGGUGAUCGCUGUAUCCAUGGCCUGGGUAAAAAGGUCUCCUCCGCGCGUCAAGGCUGGCCCUGUACCUUAUGGGUGACGGCGAGAACAUUUAUGACUUUGUCUAUUUGAACAAUGUAACUGAUCGCACCUCCUCGCCGCCUAUGCUCUACUUAAAGCAUGGGGUAAAGCGCCUCUUACGGACUCUGACUCCCGUGUUGAUGGAGAGGUAUUCCAGAUUAUCAGUGAGAAUCCCUGGCCUUUUGGGGGGAUAAG
This is a messenger RNA of Aspergillus alliaceus, 337 nucleotides long. RefSeq lists its product as uncharacterized. The record is from RefSeq and is a predicted model, not a curated record. NCBI's taxonomy places the organism in Eukaryota, Fungi, Ascomycota, Eurotiomycetes, Eurotiales, Aspergillaceae. The coding region runs from base 154 to 336 and encodes 60 amino acids. The transcript has a single exon.